AUCGAUAAAUAGCCACGAACAGCUGUGCGGUCGUAUAUUUUUUUCGCCCUAUUGCCGACUGUGUUUACAAUUAUCUAAUCGUGAAUUAAAAUAAAGCUAUGUCCUGGCUUGGAGGCGCUAUUCAGAAGCUCGGAAGAGCUACACUUCUGGCGGUGGGCGGAAAGGCACUAGCUUCAGUGGCGUCCACUAGCUCCACUGUGCGACAGUUAUCCCAUGCUGAAAGGCGAGCACGCGGACCCACGGUGCGGCGCUAUGGAUAUGAGGACAAGAUCUACAAAAGCGGACUACUCCCCCAUGUGGACAACGGACACAAACUUCCCAUGCCCGUAUAUCGGCCAAAGAACGCUUGGUCCAAGAAACGCGCCUUAUUUGGCCAAAACGACUACAUCGACAUUCUGGGUAACGAUCGACUACACCCGGUAAAGGUCCUCUACUCCCUUCCCUCUUGGCUCCGCGGGGUCUCCGGCAAUGAGUACCAAGUGCUGCUCCGCAAGCGCAGAUUGCUCGAGAAGUCGAAGUAUCCGAUUGCAAGACCCACAAAGUGGCGGGACAUGGAGAAACGCAUUCUCUAUCUGUACAAGUUCCUUAACCGCAAGACCAAAACGGGUUAUUCACAUCAGUAGAUGCAUUAAGAUCAAAUAAAAUGUUUUGUUUAAUUUGA
This is a messenger RNA of Drosophila ficusphila, 661 nucleotides long. It is a transcript of the gene mRpL51, whose product is annotated as 39S ribosomal protein L51, mitochondrial. The record is from RefSeq and is a predicted model, not a curated record. NCBI's taxonomy places the organism in Eukaryota, Metazoa, Arthropoda, Insecta, Diptera, Drosophilidae. Gene Ontology annotation, cellular component: mitochondrial large ribosomal subunit. Gene Ontology annotation, biological process: translation. Bases 99 to 623 code for a protein of 174 amino acids. The transcript has a single exon. Gene Ontology annotation, molecular function: structural constituent of ribosome.